This is a messenger RNA of Diuraphis noxia (Russian wheat aphid), 1904 nucleotides long. RefSeq names its product hexokinase-2-like. Gene Ontology annotation, cellular component: cytosol; mitochondrion. Gene Ontology annotation, molecular function: ATP binding; fructokinase activity; D-glucose binding. Gene Ontology annotation, biological process: glycolytic process; carbohydrate phosphorylation; glucose 6-phosphate metabolic process. The record is from RefSeq and is a predicted model, not a curated record. NCBI's taxonomy places the organism in Eukaryota, Metazoa, Arthropoda, Insecta, Hemiptera, Aphididae.
AAAUCUCAUUUUGGACGUUUCUGCAAACAAUAGCAUUGAUGAUGAAAUACAAUUUCAUAUUAAGAGAUGAGGAAGUGAAAAACUGUAAAUAUGCAAGAAUAAUUUAAAAAACAAGCCAUUAGCAUAACCAAACAAACUAUUAAGUAAACAAUUAAAAACAUAGAACAUUUUAAAGAAGACUUAAACAAAAUACCUAUAUCAUAACAUCCUACGCCUAUCUCUACAGACAACAAUGGAAAAAUAUCUUAUCUACUUAUUUGAAUUUUGAUAACAGCCUAACGUAAUGAUAAUGGAGGAAAAAAGUAUGCAGUGCAUGCUCCAGACCUCUUUCGAGAUUAUUGAGGAAUGUAAGAUACUUGUUUUAUCCAAUGAACAACUAUUAGCCUUAAUGAACGAUAUGGAUAAAGCCAUCAGGAAUGGUUUGUGCAAAGAAACCAAUCCAUCUUCUGUUGUCAAGUGUUAUAUUACUUAUGUACAAGAUUUACCAAAUGGAACUGAGAGAGGUAAAUUCUUGGCUUUAGACUUGGGUGGCACCAAUUUUCGCGUGUUAUUGAUUGAAUUGGGAGAGAAAAACUACUUCCAUAUGGACUUUGAAACCUUCAAAGUUCCCAGUAAGAUCCAAACUGGCAAAGGCACAGAAUUAUUCGAUCAUAUUGCUAAAUGUCUGGCAGAAUUCGUAAAAAAAUACAAACUAGACAACAAAACGGCAUUACCUUUGGGCUUUACUUUUAGUUUUCCACUUAGACAAGUUGGAUUAACCAAAGGGUAUUUAAAUAGCUGGACUAAAGGAUUUGACUGUUCAGGAGUGGUUAAUGAAGAUGUUGUCAGGCUUCUCAAAGAUGCUAUCAAGAGGAGAAAGGACGUACAGAUAGAUGUAUGUGGAAUAUUGAACGAUACAACUGGUACACUCAUGUCAUGUGCUUGGAAGACUCCAAACACCAAAAUUGGACUUAUUGUUGGAACGGGCUGUAAUGCAUGUUACGUUGAAAAGGUGGAGAACGCCGAACUUUUUGACGGUGACAAAACGAAAUCACAUGUGAUCGUGAACUGUGAGUGGGGUGCGUUUGGAGACGAUGGAAAAUUAGAUGCCAUCCGCACGAAAUACGAUCGAGAUAUCGACGAGAAUUCGUUGAACCCAGGACAACAAAGAUUCGAAAAGAUGAUCAGUGGCAUGUAUAUGGGUGAGAUUGUGAGAUUAACCAUCGUGGACUUGGCUAAUCAAAACAAACUCUUCAAAGGAAAACUUUCCGAUCAAAUGAAGACCAAGGGAGCGUUUGGCGCAUCAUUCGUGUCUGACAUUGAAAGUGAUACUGGUAACUAUAAAAACACGUUGAAAGUUUUGAGUGAGAUGGGCAUUAAUAAUCCAUCGUUGGUCGAUUGUGCCAACGUACGGUACAUUUGCGAAUGUGUGUCCAGUCGGUCAGCGCAUCUGGUAUCUGUCGGGUUAGCUGUGCUUCUCAACAAAAUGGACGAAAAAUCCGUCACGAUUGGCGUUGACGGCUCGGUAUAUCGCUUUCAUCCGUAUUUCCACAAACUCAUAAUGGAAAAGACCAGGCAACUGGUGAAACCCGACAUCAAUUUUGAUUUGAUGUUGUCCGAAGACGGAAGUGGUCGUGGAGCCGCUCUUGUUGCAGCUGUAGCUUUUCGAGAUGAAUUACCAUCUAUGACAAAUGGAGUGGCAAAGCAUUAAUGAUGCCAUUAUAAAAAUUGAUUACAAAAAUUAUGUUGUUUUAUUACAUAUUUUAAACAAUUUUAUUAGUUUUUAAGGAAUAGUGGUACGUCUUAUGAAUGACGGAAGUAUGUAAGUUAUGGGUACAAAUAAGUAAUUUAACAAUUUGCAACCUUACUAAAUUGUAUGUUUGUUAUUGUUAAGUUUGGAAAUUGUAUAAGAUAAUAAUAGUGUU